UCUUCUUUUCCCUUCGUUCAUUUCACUGAGAUUUCCUUUUCAUUUUCGCUUUUCUCUCGAUUAGCAGCUCCAGAUCACAACUCUCCACCAGAAAUCAAUUUCUUUUAAGCCAUGGCGCCACGGAUUGAUUUUGGCACCUAACAACCAGAGGAGAAGACAAUCACGAGGCACGCACGAGCUUAACCACGGUCUGCUGCGAUCGCAGCCCUUGCUGUCGCCGGCGCUCUCUGUCCUCGCCGCCGAUGCACGCCGUCUUGCUGCCCUCACAGCUGCUCUUUUUUUUUCUCCCCGCCUCUGUAUUGUCUUCGUGGAUUGUCUAGCAGGUUGUUGGAAACAUGGCCAAGCAUCAUCCUGAUUUAAUUAUGUGUCGAAAGCAGCCAGGGAUUGCCAUUGGACGACUGUGUGAGAAGUGUGAUGGCAAGUGUGUGAUCUGUGACUCUUACGUGCGUCCUUGUACACUUGUCCGCGUCUGUGACGAAUGCAACUAUGGGUCGUUUCAGGGUCGAUGUGUCAUAUGCGGAGGAGUAGGAAUAUCUGAUGCCUACUACUGCAAGGAAUGCACGCAACAGGAGAAAGAUAGAGAUGGUUGCCCCAAAAUUGUUAAUUUAGGGAGUGCCAAAACUGAUUUAUUUUAUGAACGCAAAAAGUAUGGUUUUAAGAAAAGAUGAUAAGGGUAGCUUACUGAGAUGCUUGUAUCUCUUAAAGCUUUUUGUACGUGUCUUGUUCGGAUAUAAAAACCAUAGGAAGAUCUUGAGUAUGUAAACUUUUAUAUGUUGAAAUGCUUGUUUAGAUUGCUGCUGAUAAAAGAAUUAUGGAGUUAUAGAAAGAU
Messenger RNA from Vigna umbellata (rice bean), 829 nucleotides. RefSeq names its product PHD finger-like domain-containing protein 5A. NCBI's taxonomy places the organism in Eukaryota, Viridiplantae, Streptophyta, Magnoliopsida, Fabales, Fabaceae. Gene Ontology annotation, biological process: mRNA splicing, via spliceosome. The record is from RefSeq and is a predicted model, not a curated record.